Numida meleagris (helmeted guineafowl) is the source of this 1663-nucleotide messenger RNA. RefSeq names its product hemoglobin subunit pi. The transcript has 4 exons. The record is from RefSeq and is a predicted model, not a curated record. Gene Ontology annotation, molecular function: organic acid binding; peroxidase activity; oxygen binding. Gene Ontology annotation, cellular component: hemoglobin complex; blood microparticle; haptoglobin-hemoglobin complex. Lineage: Eukaryota; Metazoa; Chordata; Aves; Galliformes; Numididae. The coding region runs from base 1098 to 1526 and encodes 142 amino acids. Gene Ontology annotation, biological process: hydrogen peroxide catabolic process; oxygen transport.
AAAGGGGUGUCAAAUCUCACACAAGACACAAGGACUGCUGCAAGAGGACAAGGGGAGAUGGUUUCAAACUAAAAGAGGGGAGGUUUAGAUUGGAUGUAAGGAAGUUCUUUACAAUAAGGGCAGUGAGGCAGCGGCACAGGCUGCUUAGGGAGGCAGUGGUGCCCCAUCCCUGCAGACACCCAAGGUCAGGCUGGGUGGACUCUGAGCACUGAUGGAGCUGUGGCUGUCCCUGUACAUUGUGGGGGAGCUGAACUAUAAGGCCUUUAAAGAUCCAUUCCAACUGAAAUGAUUCUGUGACUCUAUGAUUCUAUGACAUACGGCAGCUGGCAAACAGUCCAUGUGAAACAACCUCAUCACUGGACGACAGCCUCAGGUCAUGCACAGGGCUCACCCAUCGUGCGCCUCUCAUGACCACUUUGGUAUGUUCUCAGUGCCCAAACUGUUAAAUGUUCCUAGGCACCAAACUCACACUGAAAUUGAAAACUGAUUCUAACAUCGCCUGGUGAUGGGUUAGAUUUGCAAGCAGUGAUGCUGUGAUCCCAUGGUAUUGACCAUGCUAACUAAGCCCUCCCAAACCCACUCUGGCUUUUCAGUAGCACACUGCAAAGUGCAGGACAGAAACACCGGGGCUGGCUGCACAGGGCCAGCAUGGGCACGGCUCCACAUCUGCCACCGCAGACCCAAGGCAGGGCUGUGCAGAAUGGAUAGAACUUAGAGAGCAUCCCAAGAAGGAAGGGACACACAGGGAUCCAGUCCAACCCUUGGUUCCACACAGGACCAUCCAAACCCAAACCCUAUGGCUGAGAGCGGUGUCCCAACGCUAUUUGAGCCCUGGCAGCGUGGAGCCUUGCCCACAGUCCAGGCGACCAGAACCGAUCCUCCUCAAAGGUGCACGGGCACCGGUACUCGGCCAGGCGGGCGCCUGCCCCGGGCCGUGCCGGACAGCAGCUGCUGGCAGCCAUGGUGCUGCGCCCCGCCGUGCCUCGGGCCAGGAGCCUGGGGAAGCCCCAGCACCAAGGCGGGGGCUGCGAGGGCACUUAGUACAACCUGCUCUGGGUGUUCACUGAAGGGAGCCUGAGCCAGCACUCUCCUGCGCAAUGACACUGACCCAAGCUGAGAAGGCCGCCGUGGCCACCAUCUGGGCAAAGGUGGCUACCCAGAUUGAGGCCAUUGGGGCAGAAUCACUGGAGAGGCUUUUCUCCAGCUAUCCUCAGACGAAAACCUACUUCCCUCAUUUUGAUCUCAGCCAAGGCUCAGUUCAGCUUCGUAGUCAUGGCUCCAAGGUCCUGAAUGCCAUUGGGGAAGCUGUGAAGAACAUUGAUGACAUUAGAGGCGCUUUGGCCAAACUCAGCGAGCUGCAUGCUUACAUCCUUAGGGUGGACCCAGUGAACUUCAAGCUGCUUUCCCACUGUAUCCUGUGCUCCAUUGCUGCCCGCUAUCCCAGUGAUUUCACCCCAGAAGUUCAUGCUGCAUGGGACAAGUUCCUGUCCAGUGUUGCCUCUGUUCUGACCGAGAAGUACAGAUAAAUGGCUUCCACAAAGGGCUAGGGACGCACCUCCAUGGCACACAACAGCUGCCAAGUUCUGGGAUAUUCUUCCUAUGCGGUCCUCUCAACUCCCGUAUGCAGGGGCUCAGCUGUCUGCAGACCACAAUAAAUAAUUCA